Molecule: messenger RNA, 704 nt
Organism: Eurytemora carolleeae
Lineage: Eukaryota; Metazoa; Arthropoda; Copepoda; Calanoida; Temoridae
Product: neuronal acetylcholine receptor subunit alpha-3
Exons: 10
Coding region: 207-680 (157 amino acids)
Biological process (GO): monoatomic ion transmembrane transport; chemical synaptic transmission; regulation of membrane potential
Cellular component (GO): neuron projection; membrane; synapse
Molecular function (GO): transmembrane signaling receptor activity; extracellular ligand-gated monoatomic ion channel activity; neurotransmitter receptor activity
Source: RefSeq, a predicted model, not a curated record
UAGACCUGAACAAGUGUAAGAACGUAUCCAUUUUAUGGAUCUUUUCCAUAAUCAGACUAAUCAGCAAUUCAGGGUGUUUUCUUCCAGUAGUAGGGGCUGUUGGACCGGAUGUUCAGGCCAGAGCGAGAUUGAUAAAAGAUCUGCCGGUUGGUAUUUUCGCAGGAGAAAAACUACAACCUAAGACAGAAGAGAAAACUUUGAUAGAAAUGAGUUUAUCCGUCAGAUCUGUGAAUCUGGGGUUUAGUACAGGAAUAUUUCAAACAGCAGGAUGGAUGAAACUUAAAUGGGAGGAUGAGAGGUACAGAUGGGAGCCUGAUAAAUAUGAAAACAUUGAGUCUGUUAAUCUCCCGUUCUCCAAGGAUUGGUCUCCUGACGUACUGCUGUACAAUGGAUUGGAGGAUAAAUUUAUGUACAAUAAGGUUGGAAUACUAGAGCAUACUGGAGAAAUCACUUACAUUAUCGCUCUUUACACGCAAUCAUCAUGUUCUCCUAACUUUACUGAUUUCCCUUGGGGUAUCCAGGUUUGCAGUUUGAAGUUUGGUUCUUGGAUAAAUACUCAGUACAGAGUUGAAUAUCGUCUUCCAUCAAAUUCGUCAGUUGGAUUGAAUGAGUUUGAAUCUGGAGUAGGUUGGAAGAUAGUAAACACCUCUAGCAGGCUUCAAUCAGUUCAACAUAGUUAAGUUCAGGCAAACCAUUCACAACUA